This is a messenger RNA of Puccinia graminis f. sp. tritici CRL 75-36-700-3, 513 nucleotides long. RefSeq lists its product as uncharacterized. The record is from RefSeq and is a predicted model, not a curated record. The coding region runs from base 1 to 513 and encodes 170 amino acids. NCBI's taxonomy places the organism in Eukaryota, Fungi, Basidiomycota, Pucciniomycetes, Pucciniales, Pucciniaceae. The transcript has a single exon.
AUGCCCAUCAACUCGGCCUCAGGCUCGACCUGCACCAUCAACCUCCUCCAGCCAAACGCAAUACCCAACAAACUGCCAUGUCGGGAAUACCGUUACCGAUCGACAAGAGACCCGACCACUGGGGCCAUCCAAGAGAUUGUCACUAUCGAGUCCCAACAUGCCAGUCCAUUCGAAAUCUUGCUCGACAUCAAGCCCAACAUCUAUUUACUCAAUCAUCCCACCAUGACGACUACCUCCAGCUAUCCAACGAAUCAAUCCCUCAAACUCAACGACUGCCUUUACUGGAUUUACUUGGAUGGGAUCGAGAUCGGCUGGACGUAUACCCAGGGUCCAGGGCCACACUGGAUCGAUCUUUCGACCCUUGUCUCGGCCGAUUUCUCGACUUGUCGGGCCUUACAAUUCGCCCCGGUCAACCUGGUCGACCCGGACAGUCAGGAUCCGGAUCCCGAUCGAUCGAUCUGCGAAAGUCCUCAACUCGCUCGGCAUCAUUCGAGUCGACAUCUUCCGAUGUAA